AUGCUGCGCUCGGGCGCUAGGGGCGUAGCCAGAGCAGCCAAGUCACUGAAAUCGGACCGUCCGACCAAUGCGGCUCUUCCGGGCAGUCGACCUUCCUACAGCACAGCUCCACUUCGGCAUGUCCGACGUGUCGCACUCCGCUACUUUCCAGCCACAGCCGCUUCGAGAGCCCGCAACGUCGAGUCAAAGCUGCUCUCUUACUUCAGCGCCUCCCAACCAUACGACCCUUCGUCGACUCAGCAUUCAAAUGCACUGAGGCUCGAGCGCUUUCUGCCUCCUCUCUUCGACGUCGACCUAAUAGCUCAGAACGAUGAUCAGCAAGCACUCUACAAGGCGAUCCAGCACCUGGAUGCCGACCUGUCGUGGCACCUCUACAAGCAACUCGGCAAGGCUCGUCGAAGCAUACCUACACCGGUGCUCGACCUUAUCAUCACCUUGCAAUGCCGCAAACCCGUCAGAAGCAGCUCGGCUAAUGCGAUCGACAGUCAGGCUGCUGUUCGUCAGGUUUGUGAUCGAGUGCUCGAUCUUUGCGAUGACCGAGCGCGCAAUCCGGCAGGAAGCUCUUCCCAAAUCAGCCUGGCUGCCUCUGACGCGGACGAGCUGUCUCCACUGGCGCCGGCGGUCUCCCUUAGAUUGCUCUAUCUUCUCAUCGUAGAAGAAGAGCAGGUGGCAGCUGCCAGAUCUCCGCGAUCUUCUCAAAGGCGCAAUAGACUGUCCAGCAUGGUCAAGCAAUUGUCAGCAAAUUUGGAUGCUCAGACUCGUUCCGCAGACCAACACAUCGACGUAUCGCUCCGAGGGCGUAUCGCCGCGACGCUGUCACGUUUGGGUGAUACAAAUGCUGCCUAUGGCCAACUGCAGCUUCUGGUAGCGCAGGCAACUCAGGCGGACGCAGCUGCAACCAUCGAUCCCCGCCCCUUCGACCAGCUUCUUUCGGCAUUGGCGAGGUAUGCCAACAAAUCCUCCGGCGGGUCUGCUCAGCAUCUUCCAUCACCCGUCGACUUCAUCUCACGUCCAAUCGAUGAAACCCAUCCGAUCAUUCGAGCUUUGCGACUCACUUUGUCUACCGAUGUUCAUGCAUCCAAGGCCAACAUACACAAAUGUCUACAAGCCUUAGAUUCUGCAACAUUGUGGUGGCUGCUGCCUUUCGAGCUCGACGGCAAGCACUGGGACGACGGUACGGUCGAAGCGCAGCCAGAUGACCGAUAUCCACUUAAGAACAAGUGGCAUCCAUGGCAAACUUCUGCAGAUGGAAUGGUCGUCUCAGAGAACAAUCUCCACUCCUUCGCAGAACGCGUCGCGCUUGUCCUGGCUCAGCGUGGCAUCCUUCAGCCUGCCCUACAUAUCGUCACUGGCUUGCAAAGCAGCCGUGUCGAGUCGCGAUCGACAUCCAAGGUGCCAGACCAUGACUUUUUCACCGUAAUCUUCGAGAGAUUGACCGAACGGAUGACGUCUGAAGCAGGUUCACACAAGUCUUCAGACACGCAUCGUGGUCUCUCGAACGACCUUCACCUCGCAAUGAAGAUCUACAGCAUCGCUCACGCCAUCGAUGCGGACCUCGACUCCCGCCUCAACGAAGCCGUGGUUAAAGCGCUAGCGUCUUGCCUGCCCACGUCGAUCGUAGAUCUGGGUCCGAGGAGACCCGUUCUCACCGCCUUCAAGGCGCACAUAGCCCAACGCAACGAACAGCACGGCAGCAAACACGCUUUGAGGAAAUGCCUCCGUCAAUUCACGAACAUGGUGCUCGGGAGGGAUCCCGACUUGAGCAAGGCUUCUCUGAGCUACCCAGCACAGGCGACCCUGCUCGGUCUCCACAUGCGCGCUCGCGAUUACUCCUUCUCAAAGCGGUUGUAUGAACUGAUGCGGCUGCGCGAAUCGAUGGCUCAAAUGUGGUCCGAAGAUCCACAAGCAGGCACACUGCGACGCUCUGCACAGAAUCAAUUAGCUGGCCCGGAUCGCGACUCCUUCAUGUGGCUGUUCGCAGAAAGCACUCGAUCUACGGCCACGAUGUCCUUUGCAGUGCAGCUCUACCUCGACUGGGUGGCCAGCGGAAACGUCCUGCCAUCGAGACUCAAUGCUGACUUUGUACGUGGCCUCUUGCGGGCCGAUAUGAUUCCUGUCGUUCGCCGCGUCCUGCUCGAGCUUCAGGAGAAUCGUGGCUUGCUGCGGGCACGUCUUGCCCGAAACCUCGUGGCGUCCUUUGCCGACGCCGGAUUUCCAGAUCUUGCCGUCGAGAUGGUCGUCAAUGUAUCGCAGCUCACGGCGUCCACCUACGCGCUGCAAAUGUCUGACGUCGGAGUUGACAUUCAGAAGAACUCAGGCAACUCCUGGCUACUCAGCUCUACCUUGGAGCUCAUAAGCGUCGCACUUGACCGCUCCAGCCGACUUCCCUCGUCGAGCGAUGGCGAGUCGCAUCGCAAGGUCCUUCGCGUCUUCGAAGAGUUCAGGUUGGGUCUGACUCACCAUCUGUUCAUCUCAACUUCGCCGACAACUGACACGUCGCCGCCAAUAGGCGACACAUCGGAGGCAUACGCUUCAGGUAGGGUGACUACUCGAGUGAUUCGCAUGGCAUACAAUGCGGCCAUGCGAGCUUCUUUGUCGCUUGUGCCGAAUCAUGCAACCGAUGCCACGACUCUUGAGCAUUCCAGCGAGGGCUGGAACGCCGUCAAGUCCGCCUGUUUGCACACCGAGGAGCUUUUCAAGGAGCUCAAGGAUCUGGGAGCGGAGCCAGACGAAGAUACGUGGAAUCUGCGUCUCACGUCAGCCUUGCAUGCUAGUCUCUCUGCACCGGACCAGGUCGAGAAGCAGGCGUGGCUGCAAACUGCCCUUACACUGCUCGAGGAAGUCUGCGAGUGCGCUCUCGUAGUCGACGGUCCAUCGCAUGCAUCCGGACGCAACUACGCAUCGCAUCAUGGUGACGCAUCAAUCCCGGAAGUGGAGGCUCUGCAACGUGUUGUCGUACACCCUGCCGUGUUUGCAGCUGCGAUCGACGCUAGUCGCUGUUGUGGCAACCUUGAGGCCGGCCUACAAGUGUACGAGCUUCAUGUGCAACGCGGCGGGCUCAAUGCGCAUGUCGAAAGGGCGCGUCUGCUGCUCCUCGCGGACUUGGCCGAGCCGCAUCAAUGGAGAAAUGAGCUCGACUCGCUCAUGCAACACCAGAGAUCCGCCCUGAUGGCCGAUAAGCGCUUCCUGCAGCAGCUCAAAAUGCUUUCGAGCGCCGCGAUGCAACGGAAGGGGAAUGAUGCCGACCCGCGUUAG
Pseudozyma hubeiensis SY62 is the source of this 3255-nucleotide messenger RNA. RefSeq lists its product as hypothetical. The record is from RefSeq and is a predicted model, not a curated record. Bases 1 to 3255 code for a protein of 1084 amino acids. The transcript has a single exon. NCBI's taxonomy places the organism in Eukaryota, Fungi, Basidiomycota, Ustilaginomycetes, Ustilaginales, Ustilaginaceae.